Canis lupus familiaris (dog) is the source of this 668-nucleotide messenger RNA. It is a transcript of the gene DNLZ, whose product is annotated as DNL-type zinc finger. Gene Ontology annotation, biological process: protein import into mitochondrial matrix; protein folding; protein stabilization. The transcript is spliced from 3 exons. Gene Ontology annotation, molecular function: zinc ion binding; protein-folding chaperone binding. The record is from RefSeq and is a predicted model, not a curated record. The coding region runs from base 68 to 583 and encodes 171 amino acids. NCBI's taxonomy places the organism in Eukaryota, Metazoa, Chordata, Mammalia, Carnivora, Canidae. Gene Ontology annotation, cellular component: mitochondrion.
CCAAGAUGGCGGCGGGGCGGCUUCGGCGGCGCGGGGCGGGGCGGCGCGGCCGAGGUCGGAGGGCGGGAUGCUGCGGGCUGCGCUGAGCCGCGUGCCGCCGCUACUGAGCCGCGUGCGCCCCCGGGAACCCGCCCUGAGGUGGCUGUGGGGACGCAGGGGCGGCCCGGAGGCCGCGGGGAGAAGGCGGGCCGGGGCGGGGCUCUGGGGCUGGCGGUGCUUCAGCUCGGAGCCGGCGCCCGGGGCCGCACAUUACCAGCUUGUCUACACUUGUAAGGUGUGUGGGAGCCGGUCCUCCAAGCGCAUCUCCAAACUGGCCUAUCACCGGGGCGUGGUCAUCGUGACCUGCCCCGGCUGCCAGAAGCACCACGUCAUCGCCGACAACCUGGGCUGGUUCUCGGACCUGGAUGGCAAGAGGAAUAUUGAAGAAAUCCUGGCAGCCAGAGGGGAGAAGGUGUGCCGAGUGGCUGGCGACGGGGCCUUAGAGCUGGUUUUAGCAGCUGCAGGGAACCCCAAAUCCCCUCCUGCUCCAGAAGGGGGUGAGGACCAGGAUCCCACUCAUCCUGGCAAGACCGAGCCCAGCUGACCCCAUCUCCUGCCUUCCAGAAGAUGCUUCGGACUGGGACCCUCCCAGGCUGGCCUGUUUUCUAUCAAUAAACACAUCACCUGGA